Capsicum annuum is the source of this 1230-nucleotide messenger RNA. Its product is annotated as F-box only protein 8-like. NCBI's taxonomy places the organism in Eukaryota, Viridiplantae, Streptophyta, Magnoliopsida, Solanales, Solanaceae. Gene Ontology annotation, molecular function: protein binding. The record is from RefSeq and is a predicted model, not a curated record. Bases 1 to 1230 code for a protein of 409 amino acids. The transcript is spliced from 2 exons.
AUGUUUCUUCCCAGAUUCAUUUCUGAUCAAGAUAUUAAUGAGAAAAAUGUCUUGACAUCUCUUUUUUGUCCUAUCAAGGCGGCUACGGAUCACCUCCAAGAGGAAAUACUUAUGGGCAUCCUCAGCAGGUUACCUAUGUGGUCUCUUUUUCGAUUCAAAUGCGUUUCAAGUAUUUGGAAAACAUUGAUUUCUGACUCUUACUUUACGGUGAAGCAUCUCAAUCGUACCAAGAAUGACCAAGGUUCCCAAAAACUUCUGAUCACCCAAAUGUGCUUUAGGGAGGAGAUAUUUCCCAUGUAUUGUUGUCCUUUGUCACCGGCUCAACUGGUUGAUGAAAAUGUGCAAAAACUCAAACUUGAUUGCCCUUCGAACCCUAAACUAACUGUGCGUUGCAAAAUCCUUUGCUUAUACGAUGGUUUAGCUGUUAUCAGGGUUACUGAUACGUUUGAUCAUGACCUCUCCACUGUUUUACUGUGGAACCCCUCCACAAGAGAAUCAAUGGUACUCCCCCCUACAGAAUUUUCAGAUCAGCCGAGAGAAUAUUAUUUUGGAUUGGGUUAUGACUCAACCAGUGGUGAGUAUAAGAUCCUUCGUAUCUACCAGGACUUUAAUCCCUUUUGCCGUCAUCGUGUGAAAUUACCUAAUGAAAUUCUCACUUUGACAAGUGGCUACUGCUGGAGAAGAAUUGUUGAAUAUCCUCGUCAUGGCAUUUGUAGCUUGGUGUGGGCUAUGAAUUUUUUGGCAUUCAUACAUGCUACAUUUCAUUGGAUCGAUAUUUCAAGCAAUCAUUUUGUGGUGGUUUCAUUUAGUAUUUCAAAUGAAGUGUACGGAGAGAUGCCCCUGUCGGAGGAAAUAUUAAGCUUAUUGAUGCCAGGCCACUGCUCUAUUGGCGUUUGUGUGUUGGGAGGAAUGCUUUAUGUUCAUUCUUCUAUUUCUGUUCUGCAUGAUAAGACGAUGUUUUUUAAGUUCUGGGUUAUGAAAGCGUAUAGUGUGGAGGAAUCUUGGAUGCCAUUGCUAACAGUAGAUAGUUCUUGUUUUGUUGAUGUCAAACUGAAAUAUAUGUUUCCUCAUGGUGAAGUGCUAUACUUGUUUAGGGCUUUGGAACUUAGUGGGAGCGCAUUUUGGACGCGUAAUGUAGGACCAUUUAGAUUAUGGCCUCAAUGUGAUAACACUGGGAGCGUAUAUGCUUAUACAGAAAGUUUGAUUUCUCCGAAAUCACUAACUUAUUAG